Messenger RNA from Impatiens glandulifera, 2508 nucleotides. RefSeq lists its product as uncharacterized. Gene Ontology annotation, cellular component: FACT complex. Gene Ontology annotation, molecular function: aspartic-type endopeptidase activity; nucleosome binding. Bases 1 to 2508 code for a protein of 835 amino acids. NCBI's taxonomy places the organism in Eukaryota, Viridiplantae, Streptophyta, Magnoliopsida, Ericales, Balsaminaceae. The record is from RefSeq and is a predicted model, not a curated record. The transcript has 10 exons. Gene Ontology annotation, biological process: positive regulation of transcription elongation by RNA polymerase II; proteolysis; transcription elongation by RNA polymerase II.
AUGGAGGAGCAAGAACGCGUUCACGAUGAAGCUCGAUUGGGGUCGUUAAACUUACUUAGUGAUGUUACCGCAAAUUUUGAUGAGACAAAGUCCGCGAAGAAAGGACGACUAUUUGCGGAGACAAAAGUAAGAAACUGCAUGGUUAAAGCUUUGUUGGAUACGGGAGCCAACAACAAUUUUCUGGAGCAAGGUAAUACUCGCACAAUACCUUUAACAAGAGAGAGCAAGAGAGAAGCUAGACACCUAUCUGCCAUGCAACUCUCAAAAGGUGCGGAGAAUGCCUACCCAUCAUCUUUUGUCCCCGUAAAAGAAGCGUCCAAAGAGAAAAUACCUCCAGAAGGUCAUUACCAAUCGGAAUGCAGGAAACCUAAGCGUGUAGAUAAGAAGGAUGAUGAAAAGGAGCUGAAGGCUUUUAUAGCAAGAGAUGGAAAGAACAGACGAAGCAUCCAUGACUCUUACUUCUCAUCCACUACACUAAAUGACAUGGUCAUUGAAUUUCAUUUGGUGGAAAACAUGGAGGUUGAAGAAUGUCCACCCCUUAUCCGCAAAUAUUUUAAGGGUAAAAUGAAUGUUAGAUUGAAAGAGCUUGAAGCCAUUUUCGUUGAAUGCUCUGAUAAGGAGGAUUCAUGGAAGAUGGGGCUCAUAUUCCUCAUUUACCAGUAUCUGUUCGCAUCUGAUAAUAGGAGGAAUGGUAUUGACAAAGAUAUGAAACACCUCCGUGUGUUAUAUCUCGCCAAGAAGAAAACUUGGGACAAGAAAAGCGUCUAUGAUGUCGCUUAUACUUUACAUGGGUUCGCACUAGCCUUCCAAGUGUGGACCUUUGAGCUUAUCAAUACAUUCGUCCCCAAAUUUGCUAAAAGGACACACAAAAUUGAUGAGUCUGAGGAGGAGAAGCGGAAGUACUCUAGCUUUGAAGAUAUGAGAGGCAACGUUUAUAAUGAAUUCUUUGAAUUGGAUGGGAGAAGGAGAAAGAUUGAAGGUUGUGAAGAAGAUGAAAAAGAUGAAAGGACUCCCAAACUGUCAGCCAAGAAGAAUAGACUUAUUAGUCCCAAGCUCCCUGAAGUUAACGAUGAAACUAGCCAAGACAACUCUCAGCAAGUCCCUUCUGCGACGACUCCUCAAACUGAUAAAGACAAUUUUACAUCUUGUGCACCCAAUCGAGUGUCUCAAGCCCAUACUGAUGCUAAACUUGAUGAACUGACAAUGAAUAGGACGAAGAGAAAGAAUGAUGAGGUUGCACUUGAUACUGAGAAGGGGACGAAGAGGAAGAAUGAUGAGGUGAUGAACAAGAGGAAGAAUGAUGAGGAGAGGAAGCAGGAUGAGGAGAUGAAGAAGAGGAAGCAUGAUGAGGUUGAUGAGAUUAAGAGAAAGAAGGAUGAGAGGAAGGAGAGGCUGAUAAAGUUGUCCAAGAAGAGGAAGGAUGACGAGUUGGCCAAGAAGGAGUUGGCCAUGAAGAAGAGGAAGGAUGAAAUGGCCAAGAGGAAGAAUAUUGAGGAGGAGGAGGAGAAUACUAAGGAUAAGACUGAGGAGAAGACUGAGGAGAAUAAGAAGGAGGAGAUUGUUGAGAAAAUUGAGGAGAAGACUACAGAGAUUAUUGAGAAGGAGGAUGAGAAGACUGAGAAGAAGAGUGAAGAGAAUAAGGAGGAGGAGAAGAUUGCAGAGGUGGAGGAGGAGAAUAUUGCAGAGGUGGAGGAGAAGACUGUAGAGGUGGAGGAGAUUGUGGAGAAGGAGGUGAUUGUGGAGAAGAAGAAGGAGGAGAUUAUGGAGAAUAAGGAGGAUAAUGUGAAAAAAAUGUCUCCUUCACAAUUUAGAGGAAAAUCAUUUCGGAGAAAGAAGUCGAAAAAAUUGGAGUACUACACCGACCCUAGUGGGAAAGGGUUUAAACUUAAUAAUUCGGUUACGGUUAAUCCUAUGUUACAAUAUGACGAGGAAAAGAUGAAGGAAUUGAAGAAAUGGUUGAAGAGUAAGGAUAAAGACUUCAAGAAUUUGAGUACUUACGAAACAAAUUGUUCUUUAUUUAACAGAUUUCUCACGCCUCAAAAAUGGUUACACGAUAUGAACGUGAACGAUAUUCCGCCUCCUCCGAGGGAUUUCACGAUUCAGAUCGACCAGAAGAACGAAGCGAUCCUGUUACCGAUUCUAGGCAGCAUAGUCCCGUUUCAUGUCGGGUUGGUGAAGAGCGUUUCCAGCCAGCAGAUAUUGAAUCAUAACUGCUACAUCAGGAUUAUGUUCAACGUCCCUGGAACUCCUUUCAGUUCACCCGAGAGUAGUAAUAUUGACGUUAGGGAUGCAUAUUUCAGAUGUAAGGAUCCGAGGCAUUUAAGUGACUUGGUACAGAAGAUUGAAACUUUACGCAGGCAGGUGACUUGUAGAGAAUUGGAGAAGGCCGAGAGGGCGACGUUAGUCACUCAGGAGAAGCUUCAGCUAGGAAAAUUUAAACCGAUAAUGCUAUCGGGUCUAUGGAUUCGCCCCACUUUUUACGGGUGGAAUCGGGAAGGGAAAAUUUAA